UGUGUCCAGUCAGUAUUGGUGGAGGGCUUAUUUCAUAGUGCAUACCGCUACUGCUGCUACUGCUCAGAGCGCCGGAUGCACAGACACAUGAAUACUGUGAUCUUACUCGGUGAAAAUGAGACGUAAAGCAUAUAAACGGGUCAACACAGAUAGACAACUGCUAUCUGACUCCACAGGAAAAACUUAUGGCCUGAGUGGUUGAGAUUAGAGGUCACACUCUGCAUCAGCAUUAUUGGGAAUCGACUAGAAAACACAUGAAAGUGAAUGCAGAGCGAAGAAUAUGAAAAAGAUAUAUAUUGGGAAAACAGCCCUUAAAGCCCAGAGAAAUGGUUGCAAACAUCAGAAAAGAAGUUCUCUACAUGAUCACAAGGAUGAUCUUCGCAAGCGUCUGUCUUACACCACCCACAAACUAGAGAUGGUGGAGUCUGAGUUUGACUCCACCCGACAGUACCUGGAGACGGAACUCCGUCGAGCCCAGGAAGAGUUGGAGAAAUUCACUGACAAACUACGCAGGAUCCAGAGCAGUUAUGCAGCUCAACAGAGGAUCAAUCAAGACCUGGAGGACAAGGUGCACAGGACGUCCCAGCACCAUGAGGAUGAGAAAAGAGCGCUGAGUCGAGAGAUCAUCGUCCUCAACAAUCACCUCAUGGAGGCCAAGAUCACCAUUGAAAAGCUCAGAGAGGACAAUGACCUGUACAGAAAGGACUGUAACCUGGCAGCACAGCUCCUACAGUGCUCCAAGUCACACCACAGAGGCCACAAGCUAUCUGAGCUGCCCAUUGACUUCCAGGAGCGGGUGAGCUCCCACAUGGAGAAGCAAGGCCGCGGCGUCACCAUGGCGCUGUGCCACUCGCCCUACUCUGAUGCUGUGCCCACCGCCGUCAUCGCCAAGGUGCUAGAGAAGCCGGAGCCGGGCAGCAGCUGCCCCAACACCCGUUCGCCCAGCCCCCAGCCAUUGGAGGAUGAGGGCCAUGACCAGAACUUUGUGCCCACUAGCGUGGGCGGCGGCACCGAAAGCCUCCAGCGCCGCACAGCUUACCGUACAUCGGACCUGUACUGCAGCGACACAGCCCUCUACUGCCCCGAGCGCUGGCAGGAGCGCAGACAGAGCGUGGACGUCCAUGCCCGCCCCAUGGGUCUCCUCCUCCAGGCCCAGAACUCCACAGACUCCAACCCCGAGGAGGAAGCCUUCCAUUCGGGUAACUUCUCCCAUCACGGGGCCCCCUCCUUCCAUGGAGAGUUUGCCGUGGGCUCCUUGAGGGCCUCUAGCUCCUACUCCAGCUUCAGUCAGGCGUCGGAAGACGAGAAGGGCGGGGAAGGCUGCGGCGGUGGCCCCAGCAGCACCAUGUCCUCCUCCCACCAGGGGCUCUACAUGGACUGGCGGGAUGGGGGUUACGGCGAGCGAAAGAGCACCUCCUCCUAUGAGAAGGACAGCCCUCCUGGCCACAGUGUCUUCCCCAAGUCCCACAGCUUCCAGCAUAUGGCAAUGCCGCCUUCCCCCAACCCUGCGAAAGGCAGCGGUGGCUCUUCACCGGCAUACGUAUGCACAGCAUCCUGCGGCUACAGUGAGCCGUACCACUCGCCACUUAUCACAUCGUCACACAGCGUGGGCUCAGCCCAGGGAGGAGGAGGAGGACCCCGGGGUGCGGAGCGCUCCGAUAGUCAGGCCAGCAUGGUCAGCAUGGGUGUCCCCACCGAGGAGGAACUGACUGGACGCUGGAGGCAGCUGAGCGUAGAGGACAUCAACUCGUACUCCUUCAACCGCAACCCGGGCCGUGUGUCUCCCUACAGCUUCUCCGAGCAGCACUUUGCCAUGGGCCCGGCCAAGAUUAAACUUGGGCCUCUCUACAGCAGCUUCCAGGAGGGGGACGACAAUGUCUUCCUCCACAGCCAUGUGCUGGACCAGUGUUUGGCUGCUGCCGCCGGUGGUGGCCUCUCACCCAGCCCCAGUCCCAGUCCCAAACACCCCAGCCUGGGCCUGCGGGGCAAGCCGGACAAUCCCCCGCCCCUGUACAGAGCCAAGGUAGACAGCCAGGACUCAGAGUGCAGCCUGCAGUUCCUCUCAGGGAGCCUUAAGGAUAAGGAGAGUGGGGCUGCUGGAGCGGCAGGGGGGAGCAUGAACAAGGAAUACGUGGACGUGAGCCCCAACAGCUCAGCUGAGUCCGUACACCACCAAAGCUCCCUGGAAGCCUCCAGUCUGCAGCACUACCAGAGGGAGAGAAUGAGGCCCAGCCCUAGCCCUGCACUUCCCAAAAAGAGUUCUCAACAAUACCAAAAAUUUGGAAGUACAGGAACAGGACUGAGCAGGAAGGACAGUCUGACCAAGGCCCAGCUGUACGGCACCCUCCUGAAUUGAACCGCUCAGUAACUGACAGGUAUAAUGCAUUAUGAUGUGGUUAUAAUGCAUUAUGAUGCGGUUAUAAUGCAUUAUGAUGCAGUUAUAAUGCAUUGUAAGACUUGUCAUAAGCACGUAUGACCCCCUUAGAAAUUCUUAAUAUUAUCUCAAUGACUAAAUGAUAGCAAUUUUGAAAAUGUGUUUCAUAAAAGGACUUAACAAACUGUAAACCUUGUAAUAAGACAUGAAAGCUCAUACGUGCUUACAACAAGUAAUAAAGCAUUAUACCUGCCGGCUUGAAGUAGUGUUACCAACAGCUUCUCCUCUUAUGCAUGAUGAUUGUGUAGGUCUCCAUGUUUCCUGUGGCAAACACACAGUUGGUGUGGAUGUGAGAUGUUCUUGUAAUCCGGCGAAGGCACGUUUCAAGCUGUAUGAGAAGCUACACAGCUGUUGUUGUUGUUUUGGCUGUUUGUUUAUGUCAUGAUGCGGUGUAGUUAUCAGAGAUAACAGCCACUAGAUUUCCGUACCGUUUCUUACAGUAUAUCAUCCCUUAGUCUCUCAGACAGCCAUUCAGCAAGCUCAAAGCUAUUUUGUGGAAGGCUCAUAAAUCAAAUUAUCCCUUAACAAUGACAGUAUUGAGGCAGUAACUACUCUACAUAUACUAUUAGCAUUUGAAGUAUGUCAGUAAAACAUGCCAUUUAGUACCAAGCACAUUGGUAUCCUUUAGUACCAAGCAUAACACGUCCCAUUCAUUUGGGCAACAGACUGACUAUUAGAACUUCAUUAGCAUGGCAUAACACCAACUAAAGGCUAUCCAUUAUGUAUAUGAUGUCCUGCUUCCAAGGCCUCAUUUUCUCAUCGACAAACUGCAUGUUAAUUAUGCAUAUAUGAAUGGACUGGUUCUUCUAGGCGGCAAGUCAUGGAUAGCUCCUGAACAUUAGAGAGGCACGACAGAAAUAAAUGUUCCUUUCUCUCACUCAAUUAGCAUAUUUAUACUUAGGAGGAACACGUCUGAGAAAUAAAUUCAGCAUGUAUUGGAAUUAGAUAAAUCAAAGGCAGAUUUAAAAUACAUAUACUGUCGGUAACACAAUAUCAAAGACAUAGUAUACAUGUAAAUACAACAACUGUAAAGUUGGUGGCGCAAUAUGGGGUAUUUUCCUGCCGCUAAUACUAACAAUAUAAAGGAAUAUAUUUACAAUAUGAUUGGCAGGAAAGUACACCCACAGAGCAGACAUUGACAAGAGAUAAAUGAUUUAAAAAGUUGCACAGCAGGUUGUCCAAUAUUCCAUGUAUCCAGGCUAGUGUUACUCUGUAUGAAUAUUUCAUGUAGGAAUUUGGCCCAAAGCACCCAACGUUUUAAUGCCCAAAUUGGAAAAGAGCAUGAAUUCAAUGCUGUUGCUUGAAUUCAUGAAUACCCAACAACUAGUAAGUACAUUUUGCCUUAAUUCUGUUCAGUAGCUAGUCUACUCCUUUACUACAAGUCUGACAGUGGUGUGUAUAUAUAUAUAUAUAU
This is a messenger RNA of Salmo salar (Atlantic salmon), 3848 nucleotides long. Its product is annotated as brain-enriched guanylate kinase-associated protein. Gene Ontology annotation, cellular component: synapse. The record is from RefSeq and is a predicted model, not a curated record. Lineage: Eukaryota; Metazoa; Chordata; Actinopteri; Salmoniformes; Salmonidae.